Messenger RNA from Mesocestoides corti, 1674 nucleotides. The record is from the annotation of a GenBank genome assembly. NCBI's taxonomy places the organism in Eukaryota, Metazoa, Platyhelminthes, Cestoda, Cyclophyllidea, Mesocestoididae.
UUGCUUACCAAUGUGGUUUUAUGUAAAUUAACCCACGAAAAUGAAACCCCAAAUUGCUCAUGGUGCGCCGAGGGUGGUGAAACGAAUAUUUCCAUAGGGCACUGCGAGCAGUGUGGCCAAUGGCUUUGUUCUGAGUGCAUCAAGGGUCAUAACAGGAUGCCACCACUUCGAUCCCAUACUGUCAAAAUUGUAGGAGAUUCUGGUGGCAAAGGCUUACAAUGUGAGGCCCAUCCCCGCGAGUCGUUGGAGUUGUUUUGUGAAACAUGUGGAGUGCUUACAUGCCGUGACUGCCAGCUGUCGGUGCAUCGUGAUCAUGGUGGCCAUCGUUGGGUGAAAGAGAAGGCAGAUUUACUGCGUCCAGGCCUCCUGGCAGCGAUGCACUCCCUUGAAGAGCGCGCCGCGCAGUUGCAGGCGAUGGCAAAAGCAGUCAAAGAGGCACCGGCGAUUUUAAAAACCAGUGUCGAGGAUGCUAAAGCUGCGCAACGCCGGUCUACUGAGGCUGUUGUGCGAGCCAUCAAUGAGCACAACAAAAGGCUAGAAGAAGACCUUGACGAAAAGGCAGGCCAACACGUGCAAAGACUCGAAAAAACCUAUGCCAUUUUGCAGUGUCUGCAGGAUCAGAUUAACUACAUACUUCAGUUGACUCGUCGCCUUUUUGAGAACGGAGAAAAGGAUCCCGCAAGCCUGGUUCAGCUCGCGGCCUGUCUGGAACGGCGUCUGGCAGCACUGGCUAAGGAAGCCACCGACUUGGCAGCCGACGACAACGCCCAAGCCAACAUUAACGUAACGGAAAGCGCAAGGGGAUGGCGUGAUUCUGUGGCGUCGCGCGUCGUAUUUCUCCCCAACCGAUCACCUGAGGAAGUCGCACAUCUUAUAUCCUCUGUCUGCUGGACCCAUGAUCGUAACGACGGAAAAGGCGAGCUAACCGAAUUCAAUGAGCGCAAAAUCAGUGUGGACAUGAGCGACAAAAGUACUAAUUCAGAUUCCGGUGAGGGAGGAGACCUGUUGGACCUCAUGACACAUCUUGAUAGUCCUCCACGUGACGGUGAUGGGGGCUGUGCCGUCUGCCAUUCACCUGGCGUGUUGGCCGUCUGUGCGGGUUGCCAGCGCUGCUUCCACCCUGCAUGCCACCUUCCACGUUUCGACCCAAACAAUGUCAAGUCUCCCGAAGCCUGGACCUGUUCUCUUUGCCUGGAAUCCUCCAAACCGGAGACUAGCCAAACCCGACGAGUCAGGGAUGCUCAAACCAUGGGAACUGUAAUGCAACCAUGCAAAUGGACGCGUGAUCAAUUCAAGUCCGGGUGCCGCAUUUUACUGAGCCUCUUGUGUCAUCCGGAGGCGGUUUUCUUCACGUCUUCCAACUUGUGUCCCAUAUGCUGCUCUUCGUUAGAAAGCAGUCACUCGGGGGUUUCUGGGGACGCGGAGGGACUAUGUGGAGUAUUUCACAGGUUCUCGGACCUUCGAGAAUGUCUUGAGUCCUCUGAGACGGCAACAGGAAAGUCAAUCGAAGCCUGGAUCCAAGAUAUUGAUGCCUUCAUCGAGAAUACAAGCAUCCAGUCAAAGGAACUAGGGGCGCUUGCAGUUACCCAGACUCUUGAGAAGGCCGCCUGCAGUCUCCGAGAUGCCCUAGACGCUUCUGUGGAGUCCUUUUAUCCUGCUUUUUUCCAAGCUUAA